GCUGGGCGCGGACCGGGCGGGGCCGGGAGGCUCCGCUGUGCGCUGAGGCUGAGGCGGCGGCGGCGGCCCCGAGUAGCGGUCUUGGCGUGUCCCACCUCCUUUUGCCUCCUCACACGGUUUUCCUACGCCUUUUCGGGCCCAGAGGGCUUAACCCCUGGCAAUGGACUCCCAGAAAGAAGCUCUACAAAGGAUCAUUUCAACUCUGGCAAAUAAAAAUGAUGAAAUUCAGAACUUUAUUGAUACACUAAAUCAAACACUGAAAGGAGUUCAGGAAAAUUCUACUAACAUACUUUCAGAGUUAGAUGAAGAAUUUGAUAGUUUAUACUCUAUAUUGGAUGAAGUGAAAGAAAGUAUGAUUAAUAGUAUCAAGCAGGAACAAGUUCGUAAAUCACAAGAAUUACAGAGUCAGCUUAGUCAAUGUAAUAGUGCCCUGGAGAACUCUGAAGAGCUACUAGAAUUUGCAACACGGUCAUUAGCUAUAAAGGAAGCUGAAGAAUUUUCAAAGGCUGCCAGACAGAUCAAGGAUAGAGUAACAAUGGCUUCAGCCUUCCGCCUUUCUUUGAAGCCAAAGGUCAGUGACAACAUGACUCAUUUAAUGGUGGAUUUUUCUCAGGAAAGACAGAUGUUGCAAACUUUGAAGUUUUUGCCAGUCCCCAAAGCUCCAGAGAUAGAUCCAGUAGACUGUUUGGUGGCUGACAACUCUGUAACAGUAGCUUGGAGAAUGCCAGAAGAAGAUAACAAGAUUGACCAUUUCAUAUUGGAAUAUAGGAAAACCAAUUUUGAUGGACUUCCACGUGUAAAGGAUGAGCGAUGCUGGGAAAUAAUUGAUAAUAUUAAGGGUACUGAAUAUACACUAUCAGGCUUAAGGUUUGAUUCAAAGUAUAUGAAUUUCAGAGUGCGAGCUUGUAACAAAGCUGUGGCUGGAGAGUAUUCUGACCCAGUGACUCUAGAGACCAAAGCACUUAACUUCAGUUUGGAUAACUCAUCAUCCCAUUUAAACCUGAAAGUUGAGGAUACCUGUGUAGAGUGGGAUCCUACUGGAGGAAAAGGUCAAGAAACUAAAAUUAAAGGAAAAGAGAACAAGGGCAGUGCCCAUGUUACUUCACUGAAGAAACAUACAAGAAGUGGUACACCAUCCCCCAAACGGACAUCUGUAGGCUCCAGGCCACCAGCAGUAAGAGGCAGCAGAGAUCGUUUUACUGGGGAAUCAUACACAGUGCUGGGAGACACUGCUAUUGAAAGUGGACAACAUUAUUGGGAGGUCAAGGCCCAGAAGGACUGUAAAUCCUACAGUGUGGGAGUAGCAUACAAGACUUUGGGGAAGUUUGACCAGUUAGGAAAGACAAACACUAGUUGGUGUAUUCAUGUCAACAACUGGCUGCAAAACACGUUUGUAGCAAAGCAUAAUAAUAAAGUCAAAGCCUUGGAUGUUCCUGUUCCUGAGAGAAUAGGUGUGUUCUGUGAUUUUGAUGGGGGUCAACUUUCUUUCUAUGAUGCAAACUCAAAACAGUUGUUGUAUUCCUUUAAGACAAAAUUUGCUCAGCCAGUGUUACCGGGUUUCAUGGUUUGGUGUGGUGGACUUUCUUUGAGUACUGGGAUGCAGGUUCCAAGUGCUGUGAGAACACUUCAGAAAAGUGAAAAUGGAAUGACUGGCUCAGCUAGCAGCCUAAACAUUGUGACUCAGUAAUGCCUGCCGAGAAUAUGUUUGACACCCGCUCUCCCCUUUGAUUGGGUGGCCGAAUCAUAGAAACUCAAAGAGUGGGGGAAAUGAGAUUUGCUACAUUCUGCUUUAAGGCCUGGAAUCUCUUAGUAUUAAGCAUCUAGUAUGAAAUAUUCACAGGAACCUCACUGCACCUAUCAUAGAAGCAAGCAGAGAUCGAGCAAGAAACUGGUAUUUUGAAGAGCAAAUGGGGAAAAAAG
This is a messenger RNA of Pteronotus mesoamericanus, 1920 nucleotides long. RefSeq names its product fibronectin type III and SPRY domain containing 1 like (gene FSD1L). Lineage: Eukaryota; Metazoa; Chordata; Mammalia; Chiroptera; Mormoopidae. Gene Ontology annotation, molecular function: protein binding. The transcript is spliced from 14 exons. The coding region runs from base 161 to 1687 and encodes 508 amino acids. The record is from RefSeq and is a predicted model, not a curated record.